GAGAGUUAAAAGAGAUCCUGUUAAUGAGGGUUGUUCUAAGUAUGAUUCUUAUAGUCAUCCUUAUAUGAUUCUCUAAAGAUCUCAGGUUGUGUGUCUCGUGAUUAACUACAAUAAGUACCUCCUAAAGUAGCACCACUGAGACAUGUGCAGUCAGUGAUGAGGUAUGAGGUAUGUAGAGCUGAGACCCGGACCCCUCAUCAGCUGAUCCUGCAGGAGAGCCUUCUUCAUUCCUGUAGGGUUGCAUGAUGCUGCAUAUUGAGGGAGAGAAAGGGUGGAGCUGCUGGUGUCUCUAAUCUCACACCAUCUGUCCCUCUGGAAGAGGAGGAAGAGGAAGAGGCUCCUCCCUCUGCAGCCUGCGCCGGUCUGUGUGAAGCUGAGCUCCGGAGGAAGAGGAAGCUCAGAGAGAGGAUGCUAAGUAGAGACUAAACACAUGGCAGUCUGCAGCUCCUCCUGCUGCACCUCCUGCAUGCUGUGACUGCAGCUCCAUCCAACAGGAGGAGAGGCGGGGAUGCAGAGAUCCUCUGCGGGGAGGAGGAGGCUACAGCAGGGAUCCACAGCACCGAGCCCCCGCUGAGAGACAGAGCACAGACUACCGGUAAAUAUCAAGAUGGGAGACCAGGUGUCAAAGCGUGUGAAGCAGCUGGGCUCCUCGGAGAUGGAGGAGCAGAGGUCCUUCCAGAACCCGAACCCGGACUACUCGGACCAGGGGGGGUCAAGUUCUGGUGCUGAGGGGGGAGGCAACGAGCCGCUGGACGAGGAGGGGAAGGUGAGCGCGUUCUUCCAGAAGAAAGUCCAGAGUAAAAUCAAAGACUUGCUGCAGCAGAUGGAGGAGGGUCUGAAGACGGCCGACCCUCACGACUUCUCCACCUACACCGGCUGGACAGGCAUCGCGCUGCUGUACCUGCAGCUGCACCGCGGCUCGCAGGACGCCUCCCACCUGCAGAGGGCGCUGGACUACGUGAAGAGGACCCUAAGGAUCCUCAACGGACGUAAGGUCACCUUCCUGUGCGGGGACGCCGGGCCCCUCGCUGUGGGGGCCGUGGUGCACCACAAACUUGGAAGCAAUGCAGAGAGCCAGGACUGCCUGAACAGGCUGGUGCAGCUGCAGCGCUCAGUUCUCGGGGACUCGGACCUCCCCGACGAGCUGCUGUACGGCCGCGCUGGGUUCCUGUUCGCUCUCCUCUACGUCAACAGAGAGAUGGGAGAGAACACCGUGGAGGAGAGCACCAUCAGCCAGGUGGUGUCAGCGAUCCUGGACUCCGGUAAGAGUCUGUCUCUGGAGCAGAAGAAGACGGAGCGCUGUCCUCUGCUGUACGAAUGGCACCAGAAGCAGUACAUCGGAGCGGCCCACGGGCUCGCCGGAAUCUUCUAUAUGCUCAUGCAGCCCGGAGCGGGGGUCCCGCCCGACAUCCUGCAGGAGUCGGUCCGGCCCAGCAUCGAUUACGUCCGCCACAAGAAGUUCCGCUCAGGGAAUUUCCCGUCGUCUCUGAGCAACGAGAGCGACCGGCUGGUGCACUGGUGCCACGGAGCGCCGGGGGUCGUACACACACUCCUCCUGGCCUACAAGGUGUUCAAGGAGGAGAAGUACCUGAAGGAGGCGGCAGACUGUGCGGAGGUCAUCUGGCAGAGAGGUCUCCUGAGGAAGGGGUACGGACUCUGCCACGGAACCGCAGGCAACGGGUACGCCUUCCUGUCGCUCUACAAGCUGACCAAGGAGAAGAAGUACCUGUACCGUGCCUGCAAGGAAGCAGCUCGAUCUCCAGAACGAAAGCCUCCUGCAACAGCACCCCCUCUCAGAUGGAUCUAUUGUUCAUCCUGCAUCCUCCAGAAGUUUGCAGAGUGGUGUCUGGCCUACGGGACACACGGCUGCCGGAUCCCGGACCGACCCUACUCUCUGUUCGAAGGUAUGGCGGGGACCGUGUACUACCUGUCGGAGCUGGAAGACCCCGAGUCCGCCUGCUUCCCCGCCUUCGAGCUCUGACCUGCUGGGGAGGAAGAGGAAGAUGAAGAGGAGGAGAAAACUAAAUGUGGACACGUAAAGGAAGUGAUGGUGAUGCAGAUAUUCUAGAGUGAGUAAAGACUGAAGGACUCUGGUUAGGGUUUGCUUUAUUGAAACGAUGAGGAAGAAGAGGAUUCAUGUAGGACUGAAUAAAGAUCCUGCUGGACUGAGGAAGACGAUGGUGAAGAUGGACUCUGAUCACAGCAGAGCUUUGGAGAAGAAAGACAGGAUGAAUCUCCAGCUGGAAGAACUCACUCUGUGUGUGUGUGUGUGUGUGUGUGUGUGUGUGUGUGUGUGUGUGUGUGUGUGUGUGUGUGUGUGUGUGUGUGUGUGUGUGUGUGUGUGUGUGUGUGUGUGUGUGUGUGUGUGUGUGUGUGUGUGUGUGUGUGUGUGUGUGUGUGUGUGUGUGUGUGUGUGUGUGUGUGUGUGUGUGUGUGUGUGUGUGUGUGUGUCAGCGGAACGAUGGGAAUGAGCUAACAUUCAUUCUGUUGCAUGACUUUGCUGAAGGAGAAAUCAUCAGUCUUUUAUUUUGCUGAAAUAUUUGGUUAGCUUAGACUCUGUGACCCACAAAGGUAAAUACAAAUGAGGUCAUUUGAUCCUUCUUUUAUUUUGCAUAUGUUCAGGUUAAUUGACAGGUUGUUGACCCUCUGAGCUGUGCAGAGCAGGCGUUGUUCAUAAAUCCGUGUGAUAAAUGGUUCAGUGUUUAAUGUGCUUUAAGUGCUCACACGUCGUCCUGUGGAUGGAAGAUGUUUCCGUGUAGAGUGAAAAUAAAUGGUCCUUAAAUGCUUAAAAGAAA
This is a messenger RNA of Eleginops maclovinus (Patagonian blennie), 2795 nucleotides long. It is a transcript of the gene lancl2, whose product is annotated as LanC lantibiotic synthetase component C-like 2 (bacterial). Gene Ontology annotation, cellular component: plasma membrane. The coding region runs from base 608 to 1981 and encodes 457 amino acids. The transcript is spliced from 11 exons. Lineage: Eukaryota; Metazoa; Chordata; Actinopteri; Perciformes; Eleginopidae. Gene Ontology annotation, biological process: peptide modification; carbohydrate metabolic process. The record is from RefSeq and is a predicted model, not a curated record.